Erythranthe guttata (spotted monkey flower) is the source of this 1260-nucleotide messenger RNA. RefSeq lists its product as hypothetical. The record is from RefSeq and is a predicted model, not a curated record. NCBI's taxonomy places the organism in Eukaryota, Viridiplantae, Streptophyta, Magnoliopsida, Lamiales, Phrymaceae.
AACCAACUCACCUCCGAUACUCAUCCUUGUCAUCAUCUCUGUCAACUCAACUGACAAAAAAAAGCUCUCAACCCUACAUACCAGUAGGGAACACCUAUUUUGAUUUAUCCGAAAAAAAUGCUCUGUUCAUUUCGAUUUCUGACGGUUUCUUCUUGUGCAACGACGCCGUUCUACUCGUCCCACUCCAGAUGCUACCUCCACGGAAAGCUUAAUUCCAAUUUGAAAUGGCGAUCCAUGGCGUCAGACGCCGGCGCCUCUUCCUUUUCCCCUUCCUUUCGUUCUGAUUCAUCCGAUGAUAAAACCUCCGCCGGGUUUUGUAUAAUCGAAGGGCCUGAGACGGAGGAUUUUGCUAAAAUGGAAUUACAGGAAAUCCAGGAUAAUAUUCUGAGUCGGCGAAAUAAGAUUUUUUUGCAGAUGGAGGAGGUUCGCCGGCUUAGAAUACAGCAAAGAAUUAAAAAUACGGAGCUCGGAAUUAUAAACGAAGUGGAAGAAAACGAGCUUCCGAAUUUCCCUUCGUUCAUUCCGUUUUUGCCUCCUUUGAACUCGGCGAACCUUAAGCAGUACUACGCUACUUGUUUUUCUCUUAUGGCCGGAAUCAUGCUUUUUGGUGGACUUAUUGCACCCUUUUUGGAGCUAAAACUGGGAGUCGGGGGAACUUCAUAUAGUGAUUUUAUCACUAGUAUGCAUCUUCCAAUGCAAUUAAGUGAAGUUGAUCCAAUUGUGGCAUCAUUCUCCGGAGGGGCAGUUGGAGUAAUAUCUGCAUUGAUGGUGGUGGAGAUAAACAAUGUGAAGCAACAGGAGCAUAAGAGAUGCAAGUACUGUCUCGGUACAGGGUACCUUGCUUGUGCUCGGUGUACGAGCACUGGUUCUCUUGUUCUUAUCGAACCAGUCUCGACGCAAAACGGAGGAGAUCAGCCCCUUUCAUUACCUAAAACAGAAAGGUGCUCGAAUUGUUCAGGGGCAGGAAAGGUAAUGUGUCCGACGUGUCUUUGCACAGGAAUGGCUAUGGCGAGCGAGCACGAUCCCAGAAUUGACCCCUUCGACUGAGAAUCGAUUGGCUGUUCUUGGACUGCUCGGAUGUGAUGCUUCUUUCAUUUACAAAAGUUAAUUUGCCGAAACUUUCGAUGAAAUUAUCGUGUGUAUAUAUAUAUAUAUAUAAAGUUAUGGACAUAUACCUCAGAUGUGUAUAUUGCCUGUUAUGUGAGAGCAAAACCUGCUAUGGCACCAUUGAAAUCGAUUGAUAGAUAAUCAACAAGCUUU